GCGGAUCAUGAACAAGAUGAAGAACUUUAAACGCCGCUUCUCCCUGUCUGUGCCCCGCACCGAGACCAUCGAGGAGUCCUUGACGGAGUUCACAGAGCACUACAGCCAGCUCCACAGCUGGCACAAUGAGGACUUGCAGCUUGGUCCUCUUGGCAGAGACCCCCAGCCCGAGUCCAGCACCUCCUCCCCCACAGGCAGUGGGGAGGAGCCCAGGCCACCGUCCCCUGGCAUGCAGCACCGGCGGCAGAACCAGCGCCGCUUCUCCGUGGAGGACAUCAGUAAGAGGCUCUCUCUGCCCAUGGACAUCCGCCUGCCCCAGGAAUUCCUGCAGAAACUGCAGCUGGAGAGCCCAGACCUGCCCAAACCGCUCAGCCGCAUGUCCCGCCGAGCAUCCUUGUCAGAUAUCGGCUUUGGGAAACUGGAAACAUAUGUGAAACUGGACAAACUGGGGGAGGGCACCUAUGCCACAGUCUUCAAAGGGCGCAGCAAACUGACGGAAAACCUCGUGGCCUUGAAGGAGAUCCGGCUGGAGCAUGAGGAGGGGGCCCCCUGCACUGCCAUCCGAGAGGUGUCUCUACUGAAGAACCUGAAGCACGCCAAUAUUGUCACCCUGCAUGACCUCAUUCAUACGGAGCGGUCUCUCACCCUAGUGUUUGAAUACCUGGACAGUGACCUGAAGCAGUAUCUGGACCACUGUGGAAACCUCAUGAGCAUGCACAAUGUCAAGAUCUUCAUGUUCCAGCUGCUCCGGGGCCUCGCCUACUGCCACCGCCGCAAGAUUCUGCACCGGGACCUGAAGCCCCAGAACCUGCUCAUCAAUGAGAGGGGGGAGCUGAAGCUGGCUGACUUUGGAUUGGCCCGGGCCAAGUCAGUGCCCACGAAGACCUACUCCAAUGAGGUGGUGACCCUGUGGUACAGGCCCCCCGAUGUGCUGCUGGGGUCCACAGAGUACUCCACCCCCAUUGAUAUGUGGGGCGUGGGCUGCAUUCACUACGAGAUGGCCACAGGGAGGCCCCUCUUCCCCGGCUCCACGGUCAAGGAGGAGCUGCACCUCAUCUUUCGACUCCUCGGGACCCCUACAGAAGAGACGUGGCCCGGAGUGAUGGCCCUGUCUGAGUUCCGCGCCUACAACUUCCCCCGGUACCUCCCCCAGCCGCUCAUCAGCCAAGCCCCCAGGUUGGACUCUGAUGGCAUCAACCUCCUGACCAGCCUUCUCCUGUAUGAAUCGAAGAGUCGCAUAUCAGCAGAGGCAGCCCUGAACCACCCCUACUUCCGGUCUCUGGGAGAGCAGGUGCACCAGCUCGAAGACACGGCCUCCAUCUUCUCCCUGAAGGAGAUCCACCUGCAGAAGGACCCAGGCUACCGGGGCCUGGCCUUUCAGCAGCCAGGACGAGGGAAGAGCCGGCGACAGAGCAUCUUCUGAGUUGCACCCACCCUCCUGUGGCCGGAGGGAUGAGAGGUCGCAGCUCAACUGCCAGCAGGCUGGGCUCAUGCAGCCCUCGGAGGACUGAGGAACGAGGGCAAGGUCGGCCCAGGGGACC
Molossus molossus (Pallas's mastiff bat) is the source of this 1541-nucleotide messenger RNA. It is a transcript of the gene CDK18, whose product is annotated as cyclin dependent kinase 18. The transcript is spliced from 15 exons. NCBI's taxonomy places the organism in Eukaryota, Metazoa, Chordata, Mammalia, Chiroptera, Molossidae. Gene Ontology annotation, biological process: protein phosphorylation. Gene Ontology annotation, cellular component: nucleus; cytoplasm. The record is from RefSeq and is a predicted model, not a curated record. Gene Ontology annotation, molecular function: ATP binding; protein kinase activity. The coding region runs from base 8 to 1423 and encodes 471 amino acids.